Mesorhabditis spiculigera is the source of this 561-nucleotide messenger RNA. The record is from the annotation of a GenBank genome assembly. Lineage: Eukaryota; Metazoa; Nematoda; Chromadorea; Rhabditida; Rhabditidae.
AUGCUAAUAUAUCUCCUGUUGUUAGCAGGGCUACAAUUGGCUGUGAAUGCGCAACAGGUGAAUGUCACAAUAUUCACGGAAUCCCAGUGUCCCUACUGUACAAAACUGUUGCGGGAACAAAUAUGGCCAUUUUAUGUGACGAAACCGGGCAUCAUGAAUUUGCAGAUUGUCGCUUUCGGCAAAGGAGAUUGUGUCUAUGAUGCCAACCGUAAUUUCCAUUGCUCGUGCAUGCAUGGUCAGACCGAAUGCGAUCUGAACCGGUUGCAGAACUGCGCCAUGUCGUACUUCCCGCGACGACAUCUUGGAUUAGUGACAUGCAUUCAAGGGCUGAAGACGCUUCGUGAGGCUUUCUCUCGAUGCCUUAGCCGAUUGUCUGCCAGGACUCAAAGGAAACUGAUCGAAUGUGCGACGACACAAACGGGAGAACUUCUUAACUAUUAUUCGAUGGUUAAUACGCAUCGAGCUGGAGUUAAGCUAUGGCCAACAAUGUACGUAAACGGUGUAUUCUUCGACCGAAGCUACCCAGUCGAACAAAAGCUAUGCGAGACGACCAACUGGUGC